Molecule: messenger RNA, 3271 nt
Organism: Pseudophryne corroboree (corroboree frog)
Lineage: Eukaryota; Metazoa; Chordata; Amphibia; Anura; Myobatrachidae
Gene: ME2
Product: malic enzyme 2
Exons: 16
Coding region: 184-1935 (583 amino acids)
Biological process (GO): pyruvate metabolic process; malate metabolic process
Cellular component (GO): mitochondrion
Molecular function (GO): NAD binding; malate dehydrogenase (decarboxylating) (NADP+) activity
Source: RefSeq, a predicted model, not a curated record
UUGGUCCCUGUGCUGCUCCCUCCCCUUUCCUCUCUUGCUUCAUCUCGCUGUAGCUCGCUCCGGCUGCUGGUACAGACUGGAAUUGGGUAGCUGCAGCGUCCAUUCCCUUCCAGCCGCUCCGUGCCCCCUGCAGGACGCGUCCCCCCGCUGUGACACCGGAGCAGUGCAGGUCAGGAUUCCACCAUGCUGUCCAGACUGAGAGUCACGGUUAGAUCAUGCAUGCUAGCUCAACGCUCUGUGCACACCAAGGAGAAGGGAAAGGCACUUCUGCUGAAUCCAAGGACUAACAAGGGAAUGGCCUUCACACUGCAGGAAAGACAGAUCCUUGGACUGCAAGGCCUAUUACCUUCCAAAAUAGAGACUCAGGACAUUCAGGCUGCGAGAUUCCACAAGAACCUGAGAAAGAUGGAGGACCCCCUGGAAAAGUACAUCUACAUAAUGGGGAUUCAGGAGAGAAACGAGAAGCUAUUCUAUCGGAUAUUACUGGAUGACAUAGAAAGGUUAAUGCCGAUUGUCUACACGCCAACUGUGGGACUGGCCUGCUCGCAAUACGGACAUAUAUUCCGAAGGCCAAAGGGAGUGUAUAUUUCUAUCUUCGACAAAGGGCAUAUCCGAUCCAUUCUGGAUAACUGGCCAGAAACCGAUGUCAAGGCAGUGGUGGUGACGGACGGAGAAAGGAUAUUGGGUCUUGGUGACCUCGGGGUGUAUGGAAUGGGAAUUCCUGUAGGGAAACUGUGUCUCUAUACAGCGUGCGCCGGAAUAAGGCCUCAGAAAUGCCUCCCAGUGGUCAUCGAUGUUGGUACAGAUAAUCCAGCUUUAUUAAAAGACCCGUUCUAUAUGGGCCUUUACCAGAAGAGGGACCGUACUCAGCUGUAUGAUGAUCUUAUUGACGAGUUCAUGGACGCUGUUAAAGAACGAUACGGUCAGAACACACUCAUACAAUUUGAGGACUUUGGAAACCACAACGCUUUCAGAUUCCUGAGGAAGUACAGAGAAAAGUAUUGCACUUUCAAUGAUGACAUUCAAGGCACCGCCUCCGUGGCACUGGCUGGACUCCUGGGCACGCAGAACGUGAUUGGUAAACCUAUCACGGAGCAGAGGGUUCUCUUCCUUGGGGCAGGAGAGGCGGCUCUGGGCAUCGCAAACCUCAUCGUCAUGGCAAUGAUGGAGAACGGGAUUUCAGCUGAGGCGGCGCGAGAGAGGAUCUGGAUGUUUGACAAAUUCGGAUUACUGGUGCAGGGACGUGAAGAAGUAGCGGAUGGUAACCAGGAGUCCUUUGCGCACCCUCCUCCUGGUCACUCGGUGAAAACAUUUCUGGAUGCAGUUAAUGUUCUGAAGCCAACUGCAAUUAUAGGUGUUGCAGGAGCUGGAAAACACUUUACAGAAGAUGUCAUCAAGGCGAUGAGCGCAAUAAACAAGAGGCCGAUCAUCUUUGCUCUCAGUAAUCCAACCGUGAAGGCUGAGUGCACAGCGGAGGAAGCGUACACUUUUUCUGAGGGACGCUGUCUCUUUGCCAGUGGAAGUCCUUUUGAUACAGUGACAUUAAGUGAUGGACGGUCAUUUAAACCAGGACAGGGGAACAAUGCCUACAUUUUCCCAGGUGUCGCUCUAGCGGUGAUCCUGAGCGGGGUACGUCACAUAAGUGAUCGUGUAUUUCUGGAGGCUGCAAAGGCUCUGGCAGAACAGUUAACUGCUGAGGAGCUGGAUCAAGGACGACUGUACCCACCACUUUCCAACAUCCGAGAGGUCUCCGUAUGCAUUGCUGUUAAAGUGAUGGAGUUUGUAUAUAGGAAUGGCAUGGCUUUCCAGUACCCAGAACCGCUAGAUAAGAACGCCUACAUUCGCUCUAAAGUGUGGAGUACAGACUAUGAUUCUUUCUUACCCGAUGUCUACAACUGGCCCGAGUACGCAUCAAAGCCUCAUAGAAUGUUCUGAGCCCCCAGCUGAACGGCUCUUGUGAGGAGCACAUUUUAUAGGGCGAUGUAAACAUGGGUUUUAUUUCACUUGUAUGAGAACUUCUUGUGCCUUCAGAAAACACUCAGAUAUACACCGUAUUUCUGUACACCAAGAAAACCCGUCACAUUCCUGCCACCGUCAGCCAGCUGUCGGCCUCGUCCCAUUUGCCUCUUCCCAGUCUGUUCUCUUCGUCUCGCUCUUCACCCUUCUCCCAUCCCGCUCCCCUCCCAUCCUAUUGCUAUUACUUGCCCUCCUCCAUUCCCAGGUCACUCUCCUCCCUCUUCCCCUAGUUCUUCACUCUCAUCCCAUCCCUCCUCCAUUCCCAGUCGCUGUCCUCACUCUCCCUCCUGCUUCUCACUCUUCUCUCAUCCCUCUCCCCUCCCAUCCCAUUGCUAAUACUUGCCCUCCUCCAUUCCCAGUCCGCUCUCCUCCCUCUUCCUCUAGUUCUUCACUUUUAUCCCAUCCCGCUCCCCUCCCAUCCCAUUGCUAAUACUUGCCCUCCUCCAUUCCCAGUCCGCUCUCCUCCCUCUUCCUCUAGUUCUUCACUCUUAUCCCAUCCCGCUCCCCUCCCAUCCCAUUGCUAAUACUUGCCCUCUUCCAUUCCCAGUCCGCUCUCCUCCCUCUUCCUCUAGUUCUUCACUCUUAUCCCAUCCCGCUCCCCUCCCAUCCCAUUGCUAAUACUUGCCCUCUUCCAUUCCCAGUCCGCUCUCCUCCCUCUUCCUCUAGUUCUUCACUUUUAUCCCAUCCCGCUCUCCUCCCAUCCCAUUGCUAAUAUUUACCCUCCUUUAUUCCCACUCCUCUCCUCUUCCAGCACACGCGUGCACGUCACACAAGUGAAGUGGAAGGUGGGGCACACGCCAUGCAUGUUAAAUGUGAUGUGUUCAUGCCACAGCUGCGAUUAGGUCAUUGAGCAAACCUGCAUGAUGACCUAGUUAAAAUCGGGGUCCAAUUAUAUAAAGAUUAAGUAACCUUUCAUAGGUAGAUAGGUUGCUUAAUCUGUUAAAAUAAAUAAAAUUGGACACUGAUUUUAAUUAGGUCAUCAUGCAAGUUUGCUUGAUGACCUAAUUGCAUUUCACUAUAUAUUGUCUGCCCCCCCUCCCCUCUACAGCUUUGUCUGGGCCCACUCCACCACCUUCAAUCCUGCUCCCUAGUUCCCAGUGGCUGGUCCACCAUCUAGGCUUAUGUCAGUACAGCUAAAGAUUGGCCUGCCCAUGUGAUCUUACAGUCUGAGAUUUCAGGAACAAAUUAUACAUAUGGUAGCAUAUAACAUUUACUUUUUUUUGUUAUUAAAUAUUAUAUACUACUUUUACAUUCA